This is a messenger RNA of Procambarus clarkii (red swamp crayfish), 1435 nucleotides long. NCBI's taxonomy places the organism in Eukaryota, Metazoa, Arthropoda, Malacostraca, Decapoda, Cambaridae. The record is from RefSeq and is a predicted model, not a curated record.
CAUGGCUGGCGUCUGCUGCAGGUGGUGUUGGUGGCGGCGCUGCUCUGUGUCACCCACGUCCUCGCCCAGAUUAACUGUGACCCGGAUUGUAGCGGUUCUGCCGCUUCUGAUAAGGUGCCGGAUCCUCUCAAUUGCACUCAAUAUUACAUCUGUUUGGCACCCAACUUGGCCUCGGACGCUCCGGUGUCUUGUCCAGAAGGUCAAGAUUUUGUUGACACAGCGUGUGCUGAUCCUGCUCCUGAUGACCCACCAUGUAAACCUACCUGCACACUAAAUCCUUGCCAUCUAACAUGUGCCGCCGACUUGGAAAAGAUCUCUGACCCGAAGAGUUGCAACAACUACUACUAUUGCGUGGGCACCAGUGCUGUGGGGCCCGUGGAAUGCCCAGUUGGUACACCUUACUUUGACGGUACGAUCUGCGGUACGGACGACACCAAGUGCUGCGGCGACCUGUGUAUUCCCUACUGCUAUCCCAAGGUAGUUGAGGCUCCUGACCCCUACGACUGCACCAGAUACUACAUGUGUCCCGAAGAGGGAUUAGCCAGCGAACUGAACCAUAAUACCUGCCCUUCAGGGUCCAACUUUGAUCUAGCAAUGGGUUAUUGUGUGGUCGGCGCCCCUUGUAAUACCCUGUGUAGCGACACCACGGUCCCCGGGGUAAGUACGACCCCAUCUUCAGGCUGCCAGGAGUCCAUGACGUGCACGUCAGUGGGACUCUUCCCCAAGUGCACGACGUGUGACCAGCAGUACUUCAACUGUCGCACCGUCGGCCAGCCAGCCAUCGUUGAGACCUGCACAGGAUCAUUGCUCUUCAACACCGACCCUUCAUACCCUUACUGUGUCAAGCCCGAUGACUGCCCUCACCACGUGAUCUGAGCCCACCUGCAGGUACUUAGCUGAAUACAUAGACGUCUUUUUCCACAUACUUGGUAACACUAGGUGGUUGUUUCCACCUACCUGUAAACACUAGGUAUCUCCUGCGACCUGUGGUCGGACUUGAGAAGAACUCUCAGAACAGCUUCCAGGUAAACUCCAGGUAAACCUAGAGAACUAGGUACUACCCCGAACCACUAUCCUUCCCUGUGACCAUAAUCUACACCUGAGUCUCCACUCCUGUACUUGAAUCCUCUACUUACACUUGUAACACCACCUUCACCCAGGAACAGUGCGCGUUGAUGCAAGUAAUGUAUAACUUAAAGUAAAUAACGUAUAUUGUGUUUCAAAUAAUGAAUAACUAAAAGGAAGUAAUGAUUAACUUAAACCAAAUAAUGUAUAACUUGAGGCAAAUAAUUUAUACCAUACCUAAAUAUGUAUACCUUGAACCAAUCAAUAUUCAAUCUGAAUCAAGUAAUGAUUACUAAUGUAUAAUGGGUAUAAAGUAUAGUAUCGCUGUAAGCAAACUAUAGUUUUCAUCAAGUAAAGAGUCGUAAACUAA